Molecule: messenger RNA, 1418 nt
Organism: Klebsormidium nitens
Lineage: Eukaryota; Viridiplantae; Streptophyta; Klebsormidiophyceae; Klebsormidiales; Klebsormidiaceae
Source: the annotation of a GenBank genome assembly
CCCAGCUGGCGUCUACACCGGUGACAGUCUUCAGUCUACACUACAGGGGGCAUUUUUAGGUGGCUCCCAAAGGGGCGCCAACUUGAAAUCCCUGGGCAGCAAAUGCUCGCAUACACACACAGAGAGAAGUUGAACGCCUGAGUCUGUAACUCGUAGUUUCAAGGGCGCUGUGCUUGGGCUUGUUUGAAGAAGGUUGAGCGAUUGCUUGAGCUGGGUAGCAUAGGCGAGCUUUCGUGUGCAUGCACACGCCUCGUGUCCUUGGUGGAUUUCCAGGAACGUCCUCCUGAAGAGGAAGGAAAUUGAGGGCAUAACAAAGGUUUGAACAUUAGGAGCUGGAAGUAGUGUAAGGACUUGUUUCACAAGGCAGACACCCGGCUUAUGGCACAGAGGGAAGGUGCACCCGUCGCGGGUGGAGGGACCAGCGAGGACGGCAGCUUCAGCUAUGGCUUUGCUUCUUUCCGGGGCAAGCGCGCGGCGAUGGAGGACUUUCACCACGCAUCAACCACGCAGAUAGGAGGAAAGCAGUGCGGAUUCUUUGGGGUCUUUGAUGGGCACGGCGGCGCGCGCGCAGCAGAGUACGUCCAGAACAACAUCUUCCAGAACCUGUCCGCUCACCCCAAGUUUGAGUCCGACACGGCAGUGGCCAUCGCUGAGUCGUAUAAUCAGACGGACCAGGACUACCUCAAGUCCGAGAACGCGCAGAACAAGGACGCCGGGAGCACGGCGUCGACGGCCGUCAUAGUGGGCAACAAGCUGCUGAUUGCAAACGUGGGGGACUCGCGCGCCGUCAUCAGCAGAGGAGGCCAAGCUAUCGCCCUAUCGGUUGAUCAUAAGCCGAACCGGUCAGAUGAGAGACAGCGCAUUGAGAAUGCGGGAGGAGUCGUUAUGUGGGCGGGCACAUGGAGAGUUGGUGGGGUUCUGGCAGUGUCACGAGCCUUUGGAGACCGUCUUCUGAAGCGAUACGUAAUACCAGAACCCGAGAUCCAGGAGGAAACGAUCAAGACGGGCGACGACUUCCUGAUCCUCGCUAGUGACGGCCUGUGGGACGUCAUCAGCAAUCAGGACGCGGUACAAUUAGUGCAGAGUGUGACCGAUGCUCAAGAGGCGGCGAAGAAAUUGACGGAUGAAGCAUACAACCGUGGGAGUGCAGACAACAUAACCUGUGUAGUAGUCCGGUUCUUGCACUAAUUGCUUCUUGGAUUUGUGAGCAGAGCAAGUCCUUUUGGUCCUGUGUACAUGUAGAUUGAACAAACAUAUUACGAUUCUACCUCAAGGACGGUUUCAUGAAAGCAAAGGCAGCAUUGCAUACUUUAGGUUCUGGAGCCAGGCUUCUACAUAGCAAGCUCGAGCUGGAAUGAUCUUUCACGUAUAUUGGGCGAGCCUUUGUGCACAGAUUACCUCCAAUUUACCGUAUGCUU